Molecule: messenger RNA, 2454 nt
Organism: Rotaria sp. Silwood1
Lineage: Eukaryota; Metazoa; Rotifera; Eurotatoria; Philodinida; Philodinidae
Source: the annotation of a GenBank genome assembly
AUGGCAAGUUCAACAAUCAACAAUACUAAUAAUACACCUAAAAGCAAAGUUCCUGGUUCUAUCUCUCAAAAUGAUCGAUUUCUUGAAUAUGAUUCAAAAACAUCGAAUUUGGUCGAUGGAGCAUCAACAGCGAAUACUACCCAUGACUUAGUUCAUUCUCAACAAUUAAUUGCACGUAUGAAUAAACUUCGUAAAGCUGAACAUCUUUGUGAUGUAACACUCAAAGUUGAACAAACCCUUUUCCCUGCUCAUCGUCUUGUCUUAGCAGCUGCUAGUGAUUAUUUUGCUGCUAUGUUUACUGGAGAAAUGGUUGAACGUCACAUGAAUGUCAUUGAAUUAAAAGGUUUCAGUGCUUCUGUAAUGGAAAUUCUUUUAAAUUCAAUCUAUGGUGAACCAGUUAUAGUAACAAAUGAUAAUGUUCAAGAUAUUCUUCCGGCUGCUUCUUUACUUCAAUUAAAUGGAACUGAUAUACAACGACAAUGUGCUCUUUUUCUUGCUAGUCAUCUUGAACCAGCAAAUUGUUUGGGCAUUUAUUGUUUUGCUGAUCUACACAAUUGUUCACAAUUAAAACAAACUGCUCUAUCAUUUAUCUGGACGCAUUUUGCAGCUGUAGUUCAUAGUGAGGAAUUUUUAACAUUAAAAGCAAAUGAAGUUGAAGAUCUUAUACAAUCCGAUGAAAUUGAAGUACCCAAUGAAGAAAUAAUCUAUAAUUGUGUUAUGGCUUGGAUAAAACAUGAUCAAACAUUUCGUCAACAAUAUUUACUCACACUUCUUCAACAUGUUCGAUUACCAUUUCUUAGUGCUCGUUUUAUUACUGACAUUUGUGAUAACGAACUAUUGAUAAGAUCAUCACAUAAAUGUCGUGAUUUACUUGAUGAAGCGAAACGAUAUCAUUUAAGACCAGAUUGUCGAAAAUUAUUGACAGGAACACGAUUUACUAGUCGACGUGACGAUUGUCAAUCAUCAUCAUGUUCACCAACAAAUGAUUGUUUCGAAAAAAUUCCUCAACCGAACAAUAUCACUGCUAUUGAAAGAAAAAGUCGACGAACUGUAAAACUUAAAUGGAAUUCAAAUGAACUGACAAAUAUUGAACCUAUUUUUUAUGUUAUUGAAGCACAAUGGACAUUACCAAAAACGGAUAUUAAUCAAGAAGAUAUUAUUUCAAAAUGGGGUUUUGUUAAAGAAGAAGUUUCACAUACAAAAGCAAUUAUAAGAAAUAUUCAACGAGAUAAUCGUUGGUAUACUUUUCGUGUUGCUACUGUAACACGACAUGGAUAUUCACCUUUUUCAAUAACAACGAAACCUUUUCGUUUAAAUUCACAAAAUGAAUCACAGAAAUCUUUAUCAAUCACAGCAGCACCAAGAAAUUUAUUUAUAAAAGAUUUUCAAUUAAAUUCAAAUACAAUUAAUGUAACACUUAGUUGGCAAAAACCAGAUCUUCCAAUAAAUGGAUAUCAGAUUUCUUGGGAAGCACAGAAUGAUCCAUCUCUACUUGUAAAUACAAUCGAUAUUUCUUCAUCAUUAUAUCCAUUAGAAUUGACUAUUUCAUUUCUGUCUAUGCAUACAUCUUAUAUUUUCAAAAUUCGUUCAUUAUUUAUUUCUGAUGAUGAUGAUGAAAUACAAAUGAGUGUACCAUUAUCAAUAAAAUUUAAUUAUGAAGAUGAAUUAUUGUCAAUAAGAAAUUUUUAUAUAUCGGAACCAUAUUUUAUAAAUGGUUUAAUUAAAACAAAUAUAUCAUGGAAUAAAAUAAAUGAUUAUCGAAUUCAACAAUAUGAUUUACAUUGGAUUGAAACUCAAUGUUCUUCAGAUAUAUUACCAUGUUGUUAUCGACGUGAUGCUGUGACAAUAGACAAUUUUUUUCAAUUAUAUGAUUUACGUUUUAAUUGUACAUAUUUAUUAAAUAUAAAGCCAAUUUUAUCAAAAAUACGAAUUAAAAAAUCUUUUCAAAUUUAUUUUAAUGUUAGUUCUUGUCAAUUAAUUCAAGUUUAUGGAACUAUUCGACCACCAUGUCAAAUAGAUGAAAAUUUAACUAGUUCAUCUCUAUCACCACUUAAUCUUAUUAUCACAAGAAAUGAAUCUGGCAUUCAAUUUUAUUGGCAAGAUAUGCGUUUAUUAGUUCAUGAUGAUAGUGGUAUUAUCUAUCAAUUGCAUAUUGAACAGCUGCCAAGUCAUAUUGAACUUAUUUCUGUUGAUCUUUCACCCACGAUAACAAAUUAUUUUUUACCAUAUUCAAAACAACAAGGUGAUCGAUAUCUUAAUGUAACAUUAACAUUAUUUGAUAAUUUAAUAAUUCAACAACAAAAAUCCAUAAUAAUCGAUGGAUAUCAAAAUUAUAAUAACAAUCAUAUUAAUCGUAAUACUCCAUUGAGUGUUAUAUCAUCAACAACGAAAAUUCAAAUGAAUUAUUUUAUUUUAUUUAUAAUAUUUAUUUCUAUUGAUUUAAUACGACGAUAA